Molecule: messenger RNA, 2302 nt
Organism: Drosophila elegans
Lineage: Eukaryota; Metazoa; Arthropoda; Insecta; Diptera; Drosophilidae
Exons: 4
Coding region: 74-2077 (667 amino acids)
Biological process (GO): nervous system development
Cellular component (GO): membrane
Source: RefSeq, a predicted model, not a curated record
AAAGUCAGUCGAGCAUUGGACGCCGCUCAGUCUUCAGUCAACUUUUAGGAUAUAAACAUCAACUGCAGAAGUAAUGGAAUUUCUCUGGACUCUUUCACUGCUUUUAAUUUUGAGUAUAGACCAGUCAUAUGGCCGAUGUGAAAGAUCUGUAUCAUUGGCAAAUGGCCUUGUUAUGUUUCGAGGGAGAAGUCUUGUGAGAUUUCGGUGCAAUCGCGGCUAUUCUCUGCAAGGAAGUAUGUUGCAAAAUUGCGACCGAGAUGGCCGCCUUCGGGGAGAAAAGCCUUUUUGUGCCAGGAGGGGUUGUGAGGAGAAUAAGGAUCCUGAAAAUGGACGUGUUCUGAGUGAUCCUUUGAAGGCGGAAAUCGUGUGCCUGGAUGGCUUUGUGUUGGUGGGUAGUCGCACUGCCUACUGCAAUGGCGAAGAGUGGAACACCCAGUUGGGAACCUGCCGCAGAAGCAAUCACACUGGCGACCAUUCGUGCGACUUUGAGAGCGAGGAUCAGUGCGGUUGGGAGGCGGAGGUGACCUACCGGCAACCUUGGAGGCGCGUCAGUGCGGUCUAUGACCAUCACUCGCUGCGAACAGGACCCCAUCACGAUCACACCUUCCAGAGCCGCGCCGGCGGACACUAUAUGCGCAUGGAGACCCAGAUGGGCGCCUAUGGCAGCUACCACUUAAUGUCGCCGAUCUAUCCCAGAUCCCUGAGUCUGAAGACGGCAUGCUGCUUCCGGUUUCACUAUUUCAUGUUCGGAGCGGGCGUGGAUAGUCUGGUGGUGUCCGUGAAACCCGUCUCCAUGCGAAUGGCCGACAUGUGGAACCUUUUCAGGGCCAAUUCCAGCAAAUUCGAGAUGUCAGGCCAACAGGGACCCAACUGGCUAGAGCACACUAUAACCAUAGAUGAGAUGCAGGAGGACUUUCAGGUGAUCUUUACGGCCACCGAUGCGAGAUCGGAAUUCGGGGACAUUGCCAUCGAUGACGUCAAGCUGAUGACGGGCAGUGAGUGCGGAGUGGCUGGAUUCACCACCACCACCGAACCACCGCCACCACCGACGGCCAGCAGCGAAAUGCCUUUGGUUUCGGAUAUGAUGAGCUGUAGGGGUCGUUGCGGAUCCGAAAAUCCCGGUCCCUCCUUCACCAAAGAGGGUUUUAUUAUGGGUUGUGGGUGUGAUGAUUCUUGUCUCAUAUUUGACAGCUGUUGCCUAAACUAUAUCGACGAGUGUGCUAAGGGGCUCGAUACAACGACCGAAGAAGAAACGAGCACUACAACAACCACUAGCACUACAAAGAAACCUACAACAACCACAAGAAGAGCAACAACAUCGACGAAAAGAGCAACGACAACGACAUCUACGACAACAACAACAACCAGAAGGACAACAACACCAACUACUACUACAACCACUACAACAACACCAAGGCCCACAACAACAACAACAAAGGUAGCAACCACAAGAAGGACAACAACCACCAAAAAGCCGACAACAACAACACGGAAAACAUCAACAACAACUACAACUUCUACAACACCAAAGACAACAACAACAACUACUUCAACCACUCCAAAGACAACGACUACAAAAAAAGUGUUGACAACACAGAAAACCACAACAACAACAACGACAGGAAAAACAACCACAGCCAAAAAGAUUGAUGCAACAACAACAAAAGCGCCAUCAACAGCCAGUACCCAAAAAAUUGCAGGACUCGGCACAACUGAACAGACGAGAAAGCGUAUCACUUGGAAGGUGGAUCCGCAGGACAUCGCAGGACACAUGGGCACGGACGAAAGUACACCCAACCCAGCCCUAAUAGUGUUGUACAUGCUUGUCGGCCUUGUGCUUGUGGUUGUUCUGGCCAAUAUCAUACAUCGCUGGAUACUCCCAAUCAGUGGUACCAGAAGCAACAACGAGAAGGCCGUUACUUUCCGAAAGGCUUUCGGAAGUCUGAAGAAACCAGUAAGAUUUCGGCGGAGAAGGGGAACAACAAGCAUGGAUCAGCCGUUGUGCGAUACAGAUAACGAGGACGGAGAUUAUUUCGAGGAAAUGGGAGUGGACAUACGCAAUGGGUCCGGUCUAUGAGGGUGCGGAUCUACAAAUAGCACAUAGGCCCCUAUCUAAAUUACUUAUGCCUAUUGUAUAGGAAGUUAAAAAUAUAUGAAAUUCAAAGAAAUCUGCUUGAACGUACGGUCUAUCAGGGUGCGGACCUACAAAUAAACCAAAAGUGUGAGAAUCGAUGUUCCCUAUCUAAUAAUUGCUUAUGCCUAUUGUGUAGGAUGAUAUAAAUAAAAGAAAAUCUUAAACAGA